AUGGUGGCGGUGGUGGUGAUGGUGGCGGUGGUGGUGUGUGCGCAGGCGGAGACGCACGAGGGGCUGCGGCUGCAGCUGCGGCGCGACGUGGCGCUGGAGGCGAUGCCGCGGCACAUGGUGGCGUUCGGCGCGGCGCUCGAGUCGUGCUGCCCGCAGCGCUUCGCGCCGCCGCGCAACCGCGUGCGCGAGACGUGGGUGGACUGCGGCCGCCUGCCCGAGGAGCUCGCCACCGCCAAGGAGGUCUUCCAAGGCAUCACGCAGCUCCAGUCUGUGCAGAAGUUCUGCGAGUUCCUGGAACGCAACCCGCGCCACGCGGUGCCACCGUACCUGCGCCAGGUGGGCAUGGUGGGGCUGAAGGGCCCCGCGGCGGAGCGCGUGCGGCGCAGGGGCGGCUACACGGGGCGCAAACUCAAGAAGCUCGUGCCGCGCCAGCGCCCGCAGCCCAAGACGGCUCCCACCACUCUCCACGCCAAGGACAAGCAGUUGGUUCGCGGGAAGUUCAAGUAUGGACGCGCCGAUUUGCUUUGAAUGCACUGAGACCUGGUGUUUAUGGCAGCCAAAGCAUCUCCUCUUACACGUACACUAUCGCCACGCUAAGAACUCUUUGGAGAUCCAUACUUAUGUAUACUGUUUAAGGUGGCAUUUAAUGUAGCAAUGGUAUGAUUUAUUGAUGAGCAAUAUAAAUGUGUUGUCAUUAAAUUGUGCUUUAAUAAUUGUUCUAACGAGUAAAGAGCUUAACGUAAAUUCAUUAAUAUCAUUAUGAAUUUAGAUUAUACUUAUGGCUUGUAGCCACAAAUAUUCUACUUAUCAAAACAAAAAUGGUCGGACG
Molecule: messenger RNA, 829 nt
Organism: Gryllus bimaculatus (two-spotted cricket)
Lineage: Eukaryota; Metazoa; Arthropoda; Insecta; Orthoptera; Gryllidae
Source: the annotation of a GenBank genome assembly